AUGGGCGGUGCACGAAACGAUGCUACUGGGCAGAACGACAUUGGAGCCGAGAUUGCUGCCGUUGGUUUCAAAGGUUUCGCGCCGAAGAAAAUCGAUGAAGUGCUGAAGACUGAGGAAUACAAUGAGCACUUUUGCAAGCUUGUGGAAUGGAUGUGCAAUGAAAUCUCAGCACUGUACGGCCUCGACGAAACAGUCCAUGCACCAACGGCACCUGAUAACGUCGAAUUUUUCUUGCUUGAGCUCAGUUCGGUGCUCUCUGAAUUGGAGUGCCCGGUGCAUGCACUUACACUUGGACCGGUGAUGGAAAGAUUUCGGUCUGCAGAGAAUCGUACCAAAUUGCUGCACUUUCUUCUUGAUCACCUGAAAUGUGCCCGUCUGACUGCUUUGGAACGCCUGUACAACGACGCUGCAGGAACGCAGCAUAAGAGUGAAGAAGUGUGUCAUUUGGAAGACACACUUCGUGCACUGGACAUCGGCCAACUUCCAGCGAAUGUUACUGCUGGAAAAGUUUUCGCAGAUCUGAGCAGUAUGGCUGAGAAACGAAUGACCAAAUGCAAGCAGAAACCGCAACCGUUGCUAACAGCAUCUCUUACCGAUACACAGUGGGCCAAGAUAGCGGCAUUAAAUGAGAAAUUGAUCCAGGAAUAUGGCACCAGGAUUCAGCUGUUGCUCAAGCGACUCGAUGUCACAAUUCAGUCGUUCACUUGGUCCGAUCGCAUUGUAAAAAUGCAGGUCAGAGAAUGCGCUUUUUCA
This is a messenger RNA of Gongylonema pulchrum, 753 nucleotides long. The record is from the annotation of a GenBank genome assembly. Lineage: Eukaryota; Metazoa; Nematoda; Chromadorea; Rhabditida; Gongylonematidae.